AUCUUAAUGCACUCACCCAUAUAACAGAGAAAGUAUCCAAAGAAUCUGAGAGGGAGGAGCAUAAUGGAACAGUUACAGGUGAAUGCUCUGAAGCAGAACACAUACACGUUGAAGUCGACUAUCUUGAUGUGGGUGACUUCGUUGAAAAUGAAAUCCAAGAACUGACAAUUGGAUCACAAAUCGAUGGAGUAGCUAAUGCGGCUUACCAGACUCAAUUGCUAGUAAAUAUAGACGCUGCUAUGACUCAAAGCAAGAUGGCAAAAGAUAUAGCUAAUCUUAUAGUAGCUGAAAUUAAAGGUGGAGAUGAUUAUUCGUGGAACUUUCUAAAAGCGGAAAUGUCAAAAAAAUUUGGAGACACAAUUGGCAGGUUUUAUUAUACUUGUUGUCAGUCAAAAGAGGCACAAUUGCAAGUCGAUUUGGUUCUUAAUACUGCAAAAGUAGAUAUUUACCAUGGACAUCUCCAUCCACGUCCAAACCUCUGCAUUGAAAUGCCAAAUGAAUUACAGGAAGAGAUCAAAAUGUACUUGUAUCUUACUGCAAUAGAAUUGAAAAAUUACCUACAGCAUAAAGGAUUUGAUAUCUCGAA
Ambispora gerdemannii is the source of this 586-nucleotide messenger RNA. Lineage: Eukaryota; Fungi; Glomeromycota; Glomeromycetes; Archaeosporales; Ambisporaceae. The record is from the annotation of a GenBank genome assembly.